AUGGCUGUACGGCCAUCGCCUGGCGCAAUUCCGCCGAGGUCAUCCAACGAGCAACGUGAAAGCCCCAGCUCGCGGCUCGAUACAAUGAAUUCCCCGACACCGAUAAGAACCCAAGCGCCGCACUCCCGUGCACCUUCAUCGACCGUUGACCCAAGCCAAGCUGCUGAAGUCAGGAAAGCUUUGACGUCACCUAGAAGGGAAUCAAUUGACAAGGCACGCGUUGCUGCGGAUUAUGAGCCGCGAACACUCGGAUCACCAUUAGCAUCACCUCCACUAAAUGAAGAAAGCCCUGGGCCACUGUCACCAUCGACGUCCGAGUCAGACUCCGAUUCAGAUGGGCCCAACCUACCAUUCAAAAGAUUCGGCAAAUUCUCCAUGCUUAGACCCCGCAAUACUGAACUCGACGAAGACGAGGAGGACGAAGAGUCGCCGGCGUUCCUUCCAGUUGACCAAGCGAGCCAGCGGGCAACCCAUACUACAGAACACGAUCCGGGUGCAACCCUACGCGAAGAGCUUGGAGGAGGUCACUCAAGACGUGUGGCGCUGCAAAAGGAGGUUACAACAACAUCGAUUAGUACUACUAGUUCGGGAAUGGGAUCCGCUUCAUCUGCUUCCGAUGGACAACAGAGGCGGCACCACCUGGGCGCUCUUAGUCCGCGACGAGCAGCUGAAUUGCGAUUGAGCCCGCACAAUCAGGCUAAACGCAGCGACGGAACACCAAGUAUGGGCAGUAGCUUCAGCGACUUGGAUGACGCCAGCGUGACCCAAUCAGCCCUGGAAGAAGCUCUGCUGAGCAAUAUGCAGAAUGGUGGCGUUGCCAGUAGGAUGAGCACCCUCAGUCAAGCCCUCCGAAGUAGAUAUCUGUGA
Uncinocarpus reesii 1704 is the source of this 867-nucleotide messenger RNA. RefSeq lists its product as uncharacterized. The record is from RefSeq and is a predicted model, not a curated record. The coding region runs from base 1 to 867 and encodes 288 amino acids. The transcript has 4 exons. Gene Ontology annotation, cellular component: phagophore assembly site. Lineage: Eukaryota; Fungi; Ascomycota; Eurotiomycetes; Onygenales; Onygenaceae. Gene Ontology annotation, biological process: autophagosome assembly.